AUGUGUGAACAACCCGUUGCUGCGACGACGACGACGACGACAACGCCAUCAUCAUCAUCAUCAACGACAGCAGCAACAACAACAACAACAGCAACAACGACAACGACAAGAAAAUCAAGAAGAAAACCAGCAACAACAAGAACAUCAACAACAGCAACAAGAGCAUCAACAAGAAAAGCAAUAACAACAAGAACAACAACAACGACGAGGACAAGAACAAGAACAAUGCCAGCUAUGAAGAAAAAUCCGACCGUUAGCAUCUCGGAGGGAAUUUAUUCCCUGUCUUUGAUGCCGAUGAGCGAAGGAAAGAAGAACUGCAGCGCUAUCAGCACCAGCGGCAAAGAUAAUAUUGUUGUUAUUGUUGUUGGUGGUGGUGAUGAUGGUGAUGAUGAAGAUGGAAAGUGUAAUCGAUGCAAUAAUAGUAAUAUUAAUAAUCAUAAUGUUAAUGAUAAUAAUCGCAACAGCAAUAAAAACAACAACAACAACAACAACAACAACAACAACGAGAAAAGGGAAGAAAAUAUAAAUAACGUAGAAAUAAAGUUAGGUGGGAGAAAAAGAGAAACGAAAUCAAUAAACGAGUUGAAUAGAAAAAAAAAAUGAAUAAAAAUAAAAUUUACAAACCUUUAGUUUACCAUUUUGUAUAUCACACAUGUUACGUUACUCCAACAAUUGUCUCUCUCACAU
Messenger RNA from Neodiprion virginianus, 687 nucleotides. RefSeq names its product rho GTPase-activating protein gacK-like (gene Ir87a). Lineage: Eukaryota; Metazoa; Arthropoda; Insecta; Hymenoptera; Diprionidae. Bases 1 to 603 code for a protein of 200 amino acids. The record is from RefSeq and is a predicted model, not a curated record. The transcript is spliced from 2 exons.